AUGGCGAUACAUUUUUCUUUCCUAAGUUUGGCCACGGAUGACAUCUCUUUUGAAAAGUAUAAAAUUUUAAUUGUGCACAUUUCACUCACGUUGAGCAUAAUAACAAUGUGCGUUUCGCUCUUGUUAGUUAUUGUGUCCAGUUUCCUUUCACGAGAUGAGGGCGCCACGUACGUAGACUUAAACAUAAAUGGGGGAGACGGUACUCGGCCCAAGACUUACGUGUACAUACAGAAGGAUUCACCCGCCUAUACGUUGCAGCAAGAGGGGAAGAAGAAAAGCUCCGUCUCCGUCAACAAUUCCAUGCGGGAAAAUGGAGGGGAAGAACGCGAAGAGGGUGAAGUAAACGAAGCGGGGAAAGGUAACAACUCGAGUGGUCAGACGAUGGAAGAUGGGGCAAAAUUGUUCGUCUUUGAUGGAGACCCCCACCCACUGCCAAAAGGAGACGAAUUAAAUCCUGCUGAGAAGCAAAAUAAAGUCAUACGGAUAGUGAUGAACUGA
Messenger RNA from Plasmodium vivax (malaria parasite P. vivax), 498 nucleotides. RefSeq lists its product as hypothetical. The transcript has a single exon. Lineage: Eukaryota; Apicomplexa; Aconoidasida; Haemosporida; Plasmodiidae. Bases 1 to 498 code for a protein of 165 amino acids. The record is from RefSeq and is a predicted model, not a curated record.